UUUUUUUUUCUCUCUCUUUCCGUACAGUAUAAUUAUGGAUCCAGAAUUGUCAUCUUCUGUGUGGCCACUUUGCUUAAGUCAUUGGACAUGGGUUAAAAAUAACUUAGUUCUCUGCAUUUGCCAGCAUUCUUAUGAGAAAAAAAGUAUAUAUUCCCUUUUAUGUGUGGACUUAAAUUCACCUUCCGAAACUAAAGGCAUUGCUGCAAGAAAAGUUGCUGACUUAGACAAAUCAGUAGUUGCUAUGUGUACAAAUAGAGAUGGAUCUGUUGUUGCUAUCCAGUAUGAAAGUGGAAUGGUUAAUCGGCUUGAAAUCGGUAUUAGUUUUUUGAUUAAUUUUUUAUAUACAACAGUUAAAACUUGUAACAAGAAUGUCUAUUUGGAAAUUUUUUGAUGGUCUCUCUUCAAAUUUUCUAUGCAUUCAAACUU
Molecule: messenger RNA, 426 nt
Organism: Parasteatoda tepidariorum (common house spider)
Lineage: Eukaryota; Metazoa; Arthropoda; Arachnida; Araneae; Theridiidae
Source: RefSeq, a predicted model, not a curated record